AAAGAGACGAGAGAUCACACCUUCCGCGCCAGCACCAGUACCGCCACCCUGCCAAAACGACGACGUACUAUACCACUCUUUUCUCCUUCCUCCUGCCACAAAGAUAUUAUGACAGACAGAGUAUUUCUAUUUUCUAGAGAGAGAAACUUCACACACAAGCAGUUUCUAGAGAGAGAGAAAGCACAUCGUACGGAAAGUUAUGGCGUUAAAGCUUUGAAAAGGUCUUCGUUUUCUCCACUUCAUUGUCUCUCUAGUCCUUACUUGCAGAGUUUGACUUCCUAAUCAUCUGGUUUAUUGGACAAUGACAAAGUCAAAUUCAAGAUUGAAAGCCUUCCAUGCCUUCAUUCUCCUAUUCCUCUGUUUUGUGCACUUGUGUUUUUCCAGAGACACGUCGUCAUUGAUCGCUCUUAGAAAGUUUCUUAUCCAAAGAGAAGAUGUUACAUCCACCUGGUUUGGUUCAAAUACGCCUCCCUGUAACUGGACUGGCAUAAGGUGUGAGAGUUCCGCAGUUCACCGGAUUUCGCUUUCGUGUAAACCGUCGCCUCUCAGUCUUCCAUUCCCCAAGAUUUUUCAGGAAUUCAAGUCUCUAAAGCAUCUCAAUCUUAGCCAUUGCGGUUUUAAUGGCCAUAUUUACUCAGAUUUUUGGACUCUAGAACACUUGGAGAAACUUGACUUGAGUGAUAACAGGUUGUCAGGGGUGUUGCCUUCAGCAAUUUCAAAUCUGAAAAGGCUUACAGUUCUUGUACUUGAUAGCAAUAGCUUUUCAGGAAACUUACCACCGACGGUCGGGCAGCUCAAGGACCUGACCGAGCUCUCGGUUCGUUCAAAUUCAUUUUCGGGCAGUCUUCCAUAUCAAAUCGGGAACCUAGAGAAGUUGCUGUCUCUUGAUCUCAGUUUUAAUUUAUUCUCUGGAUCUCUUCCUUCAGAAUUAAGUACUCUUACAAACCUGUUAUACUUGGAUGCCAGUCAUAAUGGCUUUACAGGCCCUAUACCGGAAACGAUUGGUGCUCUUACGAAUGUCAAACGUCUCAACCUCCAGAAUUGCAAGUUUACCGGAAACAUCCCUGCUGAGAUUACAAAGAUGACUAGCUUAACUGCAUUGAACAUAGAACACAACUCUUUCGAGGGUGGAUUGCCUUCUAGCUUUGUUGAGAUGGCAAACCUUACGUUCUUUCUUGCCUCCAAUGCAGGACUAAGUGGGUCAAUCCCGUCAUCGAUGGGAAACUGCAAGAAGUUGAGGAUACUAAAUCUUUCCUUCAACAAAUUAUCUGGCCCGUUACCUGAUAGUCUUGCUAAUCUUGAAUCAAUAAACUCGUUUCUUCUUAAUUCAAACAGUCUGUCUGGCCGGUUGCCAGAGUGGUUUUCCAACUGGAAAUAUGUAGUAUCGAUAAUGUUGUCGAAGAACCUCUUUACCGGACCUCUGCCACCGCUCAACAUCCCAUCCCUGAUGAUACUUGAUCUCGAUUCCAACAAGCUUUCAGGUGAAUUGCCAGCUGGAAUUUGUCAAAACAAUGCAUUAGGGAUAUUAUCUUUAGCUAAAAAUGACUUCAAUGGUACCUUAGGCAGCAGUUUCCAGAAUUGUUCUAUUCUUACGGAUCUGGUGUUAUCCGGAAACAACUUCUAUGGUGAAAUACCUGCUUACUUAGGAGAACUUCAAUUGGUAACCUUGGAGUUAUCGAAGAAUCGAUUCUCCGGAACAAUUCCGACCGAGCUUUGGGAGUCUAAAACGCUGAUGGAGAUCUCGUUCGGUGAUAACUUGCUUCAAGGUCGUAUUCCCGAUGCAAUUGCAAACGCUUCCACGCUUCAGAGGCUCCAGUUGGAUAAUAACCUCUUUGAAGGACCCAUUCCAAGCUCAAUUGGUCAACUCAAAAAUUUGUCCAAUUUGUCACUUCGUGGUAACAAGUUGACAGGUGAAAUCCCGUUGGAGCUUUUCAGCUGCGAAAAACUGGUCUCUUUGGACCUCGGUUCAAACAAACUUACGGGUCAUAUACCAAAAUCCAUAUCUCAACUGGAAUUGCUUGACAACCUUGUUCUCUCCAACAACCAGCUCUCGGGUCCUAUACCCAACGAGAUCUGCUCGGGUUUUCAGAAAGUUGCGCUACCCGAUUCUGAAUUUUUCCAGCACUAUGGCAUGUUUGAUCUUUCUAACAACCGGCUUUCCGGGUCCAUUCCAAGUUCGAUCAAGAACUGCAUCAUUGUGACAGAGAUUAUACUCUCUAGGAACCAACUUGAUGGGCCCAUUCCUUAUGAAAUAUCUGGAUUAUCCAACUUAACUUCACUUGAUCUGUCGUUUAAUCAUCUUACCGGACCGAUUUUUCCUCAGUUCUUCUCCAUGAGAAAUCUUCAGGGCUUGAUAGUUUCACAUAACCAGAUAAGUGGCUCGAUCCCUGAUAAUUUUGGAUCGAUGAUGCCGAGUUUAGUCAAGCUAGACUUUUCGAACAACUGUUUCACCGGCUCUUUGCCUUCAUCUAUGUUUAGUAUCAAUGGUCUACAACAUUUAGAUGUUAGCAUGAACCGUUUUUCUGGUCAACUCUCCUUUGACCAUAGCAGAAGCACCUCUCUCUUAUCCUUAAAUGCCAGCAAUAACCGUUUUUCCGGUGCGCUUGAUCCCUCUGUAUCCAAUCUAACAGCCCUGACCAUUUUAGACAUUCACAACAACGUCAUCAAUGGUAGUCUACCUUCUCUCUCCAGCCUUGCUGCGUUGACUUAUCUUGACCUUUCACAAAACAAUUUUCAGAAUUCUUUCCCGUGCAGCAUUUGUGAUAUCGAAGGGUUAUCAUUCGUUAAUUUCUACGGCAACAAGUUCGCGGGCCAGGUCCCUGAUUCUUGUAGUACACCAAACUCAUGCAGUCCACGUCUUUCGUAUCCGUUCAAAAGCACCUACACCUCAGCGCACACUUUAACUCAUGCUUCUGUUUGGGGGAUUUCACUUGCCGCCACAUUCGUUUUCAUUGUCUUGUUCAUCGCGCUUAUGAGACGAAAAAUGUUCAAAUCAGAAGCUGCAGUUGUUCAGAGGGGAAAAGGGAAGAUACCGUUUCCACCGAUUAAUACAACUUCAAAAUACGGGCUAUUGAUGAAAAAACCGAAAGAACCGUUAAGCAUCAACAUUGCAACAUUCGAGCAAUCUCUGUUACGGUUAAAUCCGAAUGAUAUAUUAUCUGCUACAGAGAAUUUUAGCAGGGCAUACAUUAUAGGUGACGGUGGUUUCGGCACGGUUUAUAAAGCAGUACUACCAGAAGGUCAAACCGUCGCGGUCAAACGGCUCCAUGGUGGUCGAAUGCAUGGUGAACGAGAGUUCUUAGCUGAGAUGGAAACAAUCGGGAAAGUCAAACAUGAGAACUUGGUUCCAUUGAUGGGAUACUGUGUGUUUGCAGACGAGCGGUUUUUGAUUUACGAAUAUAUGUCAAACGGAAGUCUUGAUGUUUGGUUGAGAAACCGUGCAGAUGCGGUUGAAGCGCUAGAUUGGCCAGCCCGUUUCAACAUCUGUCUUGGGUCGGCUCGCGGGCUAGCCUUUCUACAUCAUGGUUUUGUUCCACAUAUCAUUCACCGAGAUAUCAAAUCAAGCAACAUCUUGUUGGAUAACAUGCUUGAGCCACGGGUGUCUGAUUUCGGGCUGGCCCGGAUAAUCAGUGCAUGUGAGAGUCACGUGAGUACAAUGCUUGCGGGUACAUUCGGAUACAUCCCACCAGAAUACGGUCAGAAAAUGGUGGCAACAACGAAAGGGGACGUUUAUAGCUUUGGGGUGGUGAUGUUAGAGCUCGUAACCGGAAGAGAACCGACAGGACAGACGGAUGGUGAGGGUGAGAACCUUGUAGGAUGGGUGCGAGCCAUGGUUGCAAAAAGGAAGGAAUCCGAGGUGCUUGACCCGUGCUUUAACAGUUCGUGGAUGUGGAAGGAUCAAAUGUUGGGCGUGCUUGCUAUCGCGCAAGCGUGCACAAAUGAUCAGCCUAGGAAGCGGCCUACUAUGCUUGAUGUUGUCAAGCUACUCAAGGAGCUUAAGACCAAAACUGGAUUCGUGGCUGUUGAUCGCUCCAAACAAAUCGAGAAGUCGAUUGGUUUUUAACCUUUUAUGUUUUAUCUAAUGUUGUCUUAUGUAGUUCAUGUGGUGCAUCCAGAAUAACUAAUUUGGUUAGAUAAUAUCUUGAUUAUUGACGGUCUUUGAGUUUGUGAAUUUCAAACACUUGAAACAAAUUAACUUAUCAUGUUUUUAUAAUGAUUUAUUUGCAA
Helianthus annuus (common sunflower) is the source of this 4227-nucleotide messenger RNA. Its product is annotated as leucine-rich repeat receptor protein kinase MSP1. Gene Ontology annotation, cellular component: plasma membrane. The coding region runs from base 302 to 4063 and encodes 1253 amino acids. The record is from RefSeq and is a predicted model, not a curated record. The transcript is spliced from 2 exons. Gene Ontology annotation, biological process: protein phosphorylation. NCBI's taxonomy places the organism in Eukaryota, Viridiplantae, Streptophyta, Magnoliopsida, Asterales, Asteraceae. Gene Ontology annotation, molecular function: protein kinase activity; protein binding; ATP binding.